Cinclus cinclus is the source of this 5445-nucleotide messenger RNA. RefSeq names its product DExH-box helicase 57 (gene DHX57). The transcript has 23 exons. NCBI's taxonomy places the organism in Eukaryota, Metazoa, Chordata, Aves, Passeriformes, Cinclidae. Gene Ontology annotation, molecular function: ATP binding; protein binding; RNA binding. Gene Ontology annotation, cellular component: intracellular anatomical structure. The coding region runs from base 231 to 4313 and encodes 1360 amino acids. The record is from RefSeq and is a predicted model, not a curated record.
AAUAAUUGUAUUUCAUUUUCUAAAGCCACAGAACUUACUAAACAAUGUUCCAGAAGUAUAUUUUUUGCUCCAGGUGCAUACAGACACACCAACAUGCAGAUAAUGAGCAGUGGUUUGAGAGAGUGCCUUGUCACAUAAAAAAAACAAAUAUUGUGUGCUCAGACAUACACAGUGUACUUAAUCACCUUCACAACUAAGGGCUGCUUUUUCCUCUUCUUCAUCAAGGAAACAUGAGCUGGGCAGGGAGGAAAAGAGGAAAGCCCAACAGAGGAGGAGGGCGAGGGAGAGGAGGCGGUGGAAGACGAGGAGGCAGCAGUGGCAGUUCAAACAAGUCUCAACUUGGUGGAAAUAGGAAAUGUUCAACCAAAAUCUGGGAUGAUGGAGAUGAUUUUUGUCUCUUUGAGGAACCAAGGCUAGAAUCCAGAUCAAGUGCCCCUGCUGGAAGAGGAGGGCAAAUGAAGCAGAGACCUGAAGCAAGAAUGCCUCUGCAGACCAUACACAUGACAUCAGAGAACCAGAGAAGAGUGAAAGAACUUCUUCAAGAGCUGCAAGGACAGGAGCUGGCUCCUGAAUCGGAUGUAGCUGGAGAAGAUGAAGAUGAGCCUGAUUACCUCGAUGAUGAACAGUGCUGGUCAACAGAACAGGAAGCUUCUGAUGUAAUGCCCAAGUUGUCUGCUGAGCCAGCCAAGCACAGAAUUGUGGACAGUGAAGUGUCUUCAUUUGCUGUGCACAAACUCUCCAGGUAUGGUUUUGACUGUGAGCGUUGUAGGGCAGUGCUGAGAUCCUGCAAUGGUAAUAUUGGGGCAUCGCUGGAGUAUUUGCUAUCGCAGUGCUUCUCUGAAAGGUAUGGAGAGAAGAUGCAGGUUUCUGCAGCAGCUGCUGAAGCCAGUCAAGAGGAAUGUUUAGAGCAGAGACAAGAGGAAGCUUUUGCCCUCCGGUCAAUUUAUGGAGAAAAAUUUGUAGAAAGGAUUAAAAAUCGUGUUUGGACUUUGAAUUUGGAGUUGGACUACCUAGCCCACAGGCUCAGGAAAUCUAAACAAAACAGUACAAGGGGCGCAGCAAAAGAGACUUCCAAGGAAAUAUGUAAGUUUUACUGCCAAGGAGGCUGCAGGUUUGGUUCAAAAUGCAGAUUUAGACAUGAAUUCCCUCCAAACCAUCCACUAAACACAUCCAAGAACUCUGUAGACGAUGCUCAUCUCAGACAUAAUGAUGGUCCCAUAUAUGAACUUGAAGUAAGAUUUCCUGAUGAGAACAAGUAUCCUCUUCAGGCACCUCUUGUUGCAUUUUACUCCACUGACGAGAAUCUGCCUCUUGCUUGUCGUUUGCACAUUGCUGAAUUCCUCUUUGGAAAAGCCUUGGCAGCUGCAGAGUCUCAUGAGCCAAUGGUGUACACCUUGGUGACUUGCUUAGAAGAUGAACAAGAGAUCAGGGAGUUACUGAACAAUACUCAGCACAAGUUCAGUGUUCCUCCCGUGUCCCUGCUGGCAUCACCUCCUCUAAAGUCACAGACAGAGCGUGCACCUGCUUCAAAUCAACAAGCUGAAGCCUCAACAGUGUCAGAUCCUCAGGAAGAAGAGGUGGUGGCAGAAGAGGAGGAGGAGGAGGAAGAAGAGCCUGGAGAAGUUGUUGUGGAGAAUGAGAGUUAUGUGAACUUGAAGAAGAAGCUUUCCAAAAGAUAUGAUGUGCAGGCAAAGUCUCUGUAUAACGAAAAUGUUAAAAUCUGCGCGCGGUUUCAGCAGAAGAAGUCUUCCAGGCACUUUCAGUCCAUGCUGUAUGAACGACAGAAGCUCCCUGCAUGGCAAGAGAGAGAAAACAUUCUGGGUUUGCUUGAGAGUCACCAAGUUCUUGUUGUGAGUGGCAUGACAGGAUGUGGGAAAACCACUCAGAUUCCUCAGUUUAUCUUGGAUGCUUCAUUGGAAGGCUCUCCAGGCAGAGUUGCAAACAUCAUCUGCACUCAGCCUCGCAGGAUCUCUGCCAUUUCUGUGGCUGAACGUGUAGCCAAGGAAAGAGCAGAAAGGAUUGGACUCACUGUUGGAUAUCAGAUCCGUCUGGAAAGUGUAAAGUCCUCAGCUACCAGGCUUUUGUACUGCACGACUGGUGUGCUGUUGAGAAGGCUGGAAGGAGAUCUCACUUUGCAGGGAGUCACUCAUGUUAUUGUUGAUGAAGUUCACGAAAGAACAGAAGAAAGUGACUUCCUGCUGCUGGUUUUGAAGGAUAUAAUGGUCCAGAGGCCAGACCUGCGCAUUAUACUGAUGAGUGCCACCCUGAAUGCUGAGCUUUUCUCUCAGUACUUCCACUCCUGUCCAGUCAUUAACAUACCAGGUCGAACAUUUCCUGUGGACCAGUUUUUUCUGGAAGAUGUGAUUGCAAUGACAAGGUAUGUUUUAGAGGUCAGCAGUCCCUACAGGAGGAAGGUAAAGCAAGAACAGAACGAGAGAAAAAAAAGAACUGCGUUUGAAGAAGUGGAGGAAGACCUGAGGCGUGCUGGCCUUCUGGAAACCACUGACACUGUGGUCAGGGAUUCAGACCCAGACCAGAAAUUAACUCUGAAGCAGCUCCUAAUACGAUAUAAAGGGGUUAGCAAGGCAGUGUUGAAAACAAUGUCUGUCAUGGACUUGGACAAAGUUAAUCUGGAAUUAAUUGAAGCCUUGCUGGAAUGGAUAGUUGCUGGCAGACAUUCAUACCCCCCAGGUGCGGUGUUGAUAUUUUUGCCUGGCCUAGCAGAAAUCAAGAUGCUUUAUGAGCAGCUUCAGACUAAUGCUCUUUUUAAUAACAGGCACAGCAAGAGGUGUGUGGUUUAUCCACUUCAUUCCUCACUGUCCAGUGAAGAGCAGCAGUCUGUGUUCCUCAGGCCUCCUGCAGGAGUUACCAAAAUUAUCAUCUCUACCAACAUUGCAGAGACAUCUGUCACCAUCGAUGAUGUUGUCUACGUGAUUGACUCUGGAAAAAUGAAAGAGAAAAGAUACGACCCAGGCAAAGGAAUGGAAAGUCUGGAGGACACCUUUGUGUCCAAGGCCAAUGCUCUGCAGAGGAAAGGGCGGGCAGGACGUGUGGCCUCAGGCGUCUGCUUCCAUCUCUUCAGCAGCCACCACUACAACCAUCAGCUUGUAAAACAGCAGCUGCCAGAAAUACAGAGAGUGCCCUUGGAGCAGCUUUGUCUAAGAAUCAAGAUCCUGGAGAUGUUUUCUGAGCAGAGUCUUCACUCUGUCUUAUCACGACUGAUCGAGCCUCCUAGGACAGAGUCUUUGCAGGCAUCAAAGGUGCGGCUGCGGGACCUGGGGGCGUUAACUCCUGAUGAAAAGCUCACCCCUUUGGGAUACCACUUGGCUUCGCUGCCUGUGGAUGUCAGGAUUGGCAAACUCAUGCUGUUUGGCACCAUCUUCCGCUGCCUGGAUCCUGCACUGACCAUAGCAGCCAGCUUGGCCUUUAAGUCACCUUUUGUGUCACCAUGGGAUAAAAGGGAAGAAGCAAACAAAAAGAAGCUGGAGUUUGCAGUAGGAAACAGUGACUACCUGGCUCUUCUCCAGGCCUAUAAGGGAUGGCGCUUAAGUAUGAAAGAGGGCUCUCAAGCAAGCUACAACUACUGCAGGGAGAACUUUCUGUCAGGAAGAGUUCUUCAGGAAAUUGCCAGUCUGAAGAGGCAGUUUGCAGAGCUGCUUUCUGACAUUGGCUUUGUGAAGGAGGGACUGAGAGCCAGGGAUAUUGAGAAGAAGUGGUCCCAAGGAGGUGAUGGUGUGUUGGAUGCCACAGGGGAGGAGGCAAAUUCAAAUGCAGAGAACAUCAAGCUGAUCUCAGCUGUGUUGUGUGCUGCACUGUAUCCCAAUGUAGUCCAGGUGAAAAAGCCAGAGGGUAAAUACCAAAAGACCAGUACAGGAGCAGUCAAAAUGCAACCAAAAGCAGAAGAGCUGAAGUUUGUUACUAAAAAUGAUGGUUAUGUUCAUAUUCACCCUUCAUCUGUGAAUUACCAGACCAGGCACUUUGAGAGCCCGUACCUGGUGUACCACGAGAAGAUGAAGACGAGCCGUGUGUUCAUCCGGGAUUGCAGCAUGGUGUCCGUGUACCCGCUGGUGCUGCUCGGGGGCGGCCAGGUGCACAUCCAGCUGCUCAAGGGGGACUUUGUCAUUUCCCUGGAUGACGGCUGGAUACGCUUCGUGGCUGCUUCUCACCAGGUGGCUGAGCUGGUGAAGGAGCUGCGCUGCGAGCUGGACCAGCUGCUGCAGGAUAAAAUCAAGAAUCCCAGCAUGGAUUUGUGCGUGUGCCCCCGUGGCUCUCGGAUCAUUGGGAUGAUCGUCAAGCUUGUGACCACACAGUGACAUCAGAAGAGCUUUCUGUAAAGAAUCACCCAUGGCCACUGUCUGAGGACAGACCAAGUAACAUCAGUGUCCCGAUGUAUUUAUUGGUUCAAAACAUGGCACUGACCUCUGGAAGACUGGCAACUGUACUGUUGAGUUUUGGGGUUUUUUUUAAAUUGGGUUUGCUUGCUCGUUGAAAUUAAGGUGGCUUACAGUAGACUCUGGGAACUGGGAAAAUGGCAACAACUCUUCCAGAAGGAGUAGAAACUUCAGUGUUUUUUUAUGGGGCUGCAGCCUGGCAGUCAUGGUUUCUGGUCACACAAACACCAGGUAGCCAGCUGUUUCUUGUAAUAGUCAGGGCUGGAGGCAUCAUGUGACAUGGGGAGCUGCUCCCAAAUUGGUUUAAACUCACUUCCGUAUUUUGACCAAGAUUUUAACUGAGGCAGUUUUGGCAGACCAGGAAUCUUCUGUUUAUGGUUCAACCCAAAGCCCUUGUGCAAGUGACCAAGAGGUUAAUUUUGAUUUAUGUGAAGAGGUUCUGAAAUUCAGAUGAUGUCCUCUGGUGAGGAGAUAUACCGGACCAGUCAGUGUGAUGUUGGAUCAAUGCAGGUUGCUCUGGUGACAAGGUGAAACUCCAGGACAGUGUGGGCAUUCUCCCUGAAAGAGAGGCUGUUCCAGCCCUUCCUGCAGUGGGAAGAAGUGAAACAGCUAAGAUUGGACUGCUGUAGUGCAUUAAAUGUGUUCUGGUAUGGGGUAGUCCUCCUGCCACCCUGCACAGCUGGAACUAAGUCCCACUUUUUGGUAGCUUUGAGCCAAACUCCAGCUCUGGGGACUGGGCUGCUCCAGUGUGGUAAAAUGCUGUAGCAAUAAUGAACUAUUAUUUCCUCCCUUUGGCCUUGUUUAAUUGCAGUGCUGAGCAUUGCUGCAGCCAAGCUGCUCCAAUACCAAGUGCCUGAAGGGGCAGGACUGGGCUGUCACCUUUCACAGUAAAAGCAGAGGGAGCACUGCCUCCAGCACCAGUCUGAUCUACCCCCUUCAGCCUGAGUGGAGGCAGGGAAGGACGUUGUUUGGAGCACAGAUUUUUUUUUUUUUUUUUUUAAAUACAAAUGAAUGGUUUGUGGCAGUUUCAUACCGACACAUCCCCCUGGGGAGA